Messenger RNA from Coniosporium apollinis CBS 100218, 2637 nucleotides. RefSeq lists its product as uncharacterized. The record is from RefSeq and is a predicted model, not a curated record. The transcript has a single exon. The coding region runs from base 1 to 2637 and encodes 878 amino acids. NCBI's taxonomy places the organism in Eukaryota, Fungi, Ascomycota, Dothideomycetes. Gene Ontology annotation, molecular function: S-adenosylmethionine-dependent methyltransferase activity.
AUGGAUUCUUACAUGCUUCCAGCAACCGUCUACAACCCAAACUGUCCAGUCACUACCUACAUUGCAUCUCCGCUGGCCCGGAGAGACACCCUAAACACCAUCAUCGAAGAUGAGCCCCAGAUUGACAUGGAGUACUUCCCGGUGCCACCACUCCCAAUGAGGGCGACCAUGCUGUCUCCCACAUACAGCGAAGAUUUCCCCACCCCUAGAGCGCAGGAUAGCCUACUAGCAUUGUACGAGCACACUCCGGUAUCGCCAGCGUCAGAUAUGUCUGAGUCGGCGCCAUGGAGAAAGAGCAGGGAAGACCCCGAGUUUGACGACCUCUACGACGUUACGGACAGCGAGACUGAGGACGUUCCUCUGACAUGCUCGAACUCGGUCAAGAAGAUUUCGGCCCACAGCAGCCAAGCAUCCAGCGCCCGUACAAGCAGGAGCCGGUACCCGUCCCUCGUCAUCCCGUCUCCGUCGGCUUGGCCAACGAUCGAGAAGCUGAAGACAAGCGCUUUCUCGCCAAUGCAACCUACACCAAUCAUGCAGGUUGCGCCAAAGCGUGAAUUUCUGUCCAUGCUUGCAGCUCGAAAUCUGCAAGUGCCGGCUAGGAGCGCUACACCCUCUCUUGAUGGGAGCAUGACCUCAGACGAGCUGGACAAGCUUAGUUGCCCGUCGACUCCUGACAUUGAGCGCCAGGCGGAAAAGCAAGGCGAUUGGGCAGGUCCCGUGCAGCUUCAUCCUGAUGCCAUGGAGACGUUGCAUCACCUAUCUAUGGAGGAUCCCCAUGAACAGGCCGUCAAUCAGAUCCUCGAGGCUUCCGACGCUGAGAUGCAACAGCUGUCGGGGGGUCACCCACACAACAGCAUCGACAUUCUUGUUACCCCUGUUGACGAGGAUGACGACGACUGCGUGUCGGCUCUCUCUGUACCUUCGCCUGGUGGCUUCUUCUCUUCCCUACGGAAUUCUGCACGGAAGACCUGGUGGAGAAGGCCUGGUGAAGACAGCCUUCCAACGACCAGCAUCGCAGAGAAUUUCUACGGCGUGCCCUGGGAGACUCGACCAGACAACCCGGUCGAGCACAUCGUGGAGGUUGCGCCGCCAGUCUCGGAGGUUCUCUCUGAAGACCCGGCAACCGCCCGUCAGCUGUUCUCACCUGAGGUUGCGGAAGUUAUGGAGAUCAAGCCGAGCGAGACCAAGUAUGAGUACAACGAGAACUACCAUCAGGAGCUCGAAAAGAUGGCUUCCCUCAACAUCGAUCGAACAGGGCUUUGGCUGUCAGCGCAGGAGACCUAUUCCGCUUCGCCCCAAGAAACCGAGACGAUGUCUAUCGGCAGCGUGAUGAGCCCGAUUACGAAGACUCACAGCCGCGAAAGCUCGCUCGAGCAGUCAAUCCGCUCACCGUUCAAGAAAUCGGUACGCUUCGCUGAAGAUGGGGUUAAGUCACCCUCAGUCGCAUCGAACGAGCCAAUCUCACCCAAGGAGUCGACCUUCCUUGAGGGCUUCCAGUACAUGCGUGAGCGCUCGCACAAGUCUGAUGCGUUUGUCCACCGCCAAACACGUGCCGAGGCGGUCCACAUCCAGCGACGCUGCAUGCCCCAAGCUCACCGAGACCAGCUUCUGGGACGGUACGAACUUAACAACCCGCUCCAGGCGGCCCGUCGGCCCAUCUCGCAUUGGUUUCCUGAGGAAGCUAGCGAAGAGAAGGAGCUGGUCGCAAAAGUCCAGAAGGAGCGUCAAGCUCUAGAGCUAAUGGCGCCCGCGCACUGGACUCUCGAAGCGGCAAAAUUCCUGAACGGCGGCCGUCUCCUUUGCAAAGCCGCCCACCAGCAAAUCUCCCGCAACCGCACAGGCAGCGCCCGGAUCCUCGAUCUCGGCGGCCAAGCCUCCUGCGACUGGGCCUGGCAAACCGCGCUCGACUACUCCAACGCCUCCGUCAUCACCGCCUCAACCACCUUCCAACCCACGGACAUCUUCAUCAAGAGCCCCGAGAACCACCGGCAGGUGACCGUGCCGAACCUCUGGACGCUUCCCUUCCCGAAAAACCACUUCGACGUCAUCUCCGCGCGGUCUCUGCACACCUUCCUCAAGAUCCGCAAGCCGGCCGGCAAGGGCCAGGACGAGUACGAUCUGUGUCUCCAGGAGUGCCUGCGCUGCCUUAAGCCGGGUGGGUUCCUGGAGUUCGAGAUGCUGGAUGCGGAUAUCUUGCAUGCGGGCACCCAGGCCUCGGCCAUGUCGGUCGAGUUUGGGUUCAAUCUUAAGACGAGGGGGUAUGACCCCGCGCCGACGAAGUCGUUUGUUUCGAGGCUGAGCAAGGCGGGAUUUGGGGGUGUUAAGCGCGCGUGGAUGGUUCUGCCCAUGGCGAGCACGGGCGCGAAGUGGACGGAUAAGGUGGAUGCGAGGGUUGAGAAGAGCAUUGGUGCUGAUGGUGAGGUGGAGGAGGUUAGCAUGGGCACUUCGAAGGAUGCGGCUGCUAUGGCUGGCUUGGUGGGAAGUUGGGCGUGGGAGAAGUGGUUGUUGAAGCUGCAGAUGGAGAUGGGGAAGGAGGAGGAGAGGCUGCUGGAGGGCGUUGCGGCGGCGUUGGAGGAGGGCGCGAAGCAGGGGAGUGCGUGGAGGUGCUUGAGUGGGUGGGCGAGGAAGGGGAUGUGA